Molecule: messenger RNA, 1925 nt
Organism: Cynara cardunculus var. scolymus (artichoke)
Lineage: Eukaryota; Viridiplantae; Streptophyta; Magnoliopsida; Asterales; Asteraceae
Product: alpha-aminoadipic semialdehyde synthase-like
Exons: 11
Coding region: 116-1465 (449 amino acids)
Cellular component (GO): cytoplasm
Molecular function (GO): saccharopine dehydrogenase activity
Source: RefSeq, a predicted model, not a curated record
GAUGUUUACUGCCUUUUCUCAAGAACAUUUCUAGUCCCGUUCUGGAGGAGAACAUCCUGUGUAAUUCUUUCAAGGGAAAAAACAGAGAAUACUGGGAACGAAAGUUGAAGUUAUCAUGCUUGGCAAUGGAGUUAUCGGGAUUCUUUCAGAGUCUACAAACAAGUGGGAAAGAAGGGCUCCUCUAACACCAGCACACUGUGCUAGACUUCUGCACAGUGGCAAGGGUGAAAUGGAAGUGGCACGGAUUGUUGUCCAACCAUCGACAAAGCGAAUACAUCAUGAUGCACUUUAUGAGGAUGUCGGUUGUGAGAUUUCUGAGGAUUUAUCUGACUGUGGUCUCAUAUUGGGUAUCAAGCAACCUAAGUUGGAAAUGAUCCUUCCUGACAGAGCGUAUGCGUUUUUCUCCCAUACUCACAAGGCACAGAAAGAGAACAUGCAUUUGCUAGAUAAAAUCUUGGCUGAAAGAGCAUCUUUGUUUGAUUACGAGCUCAUAGUUGGAGAUGAAGGAAAGAGAUUACUUGCAUUUGGCAAGUUUGCUGGUAGAGCUGGACUUGUUGACUACUUAAGUGGAUUGGGACGAAGGUAUCUCAGUCUUGGAUAUUCUACUCCGUUCCUCUCACUAGGUUCAUCUUAUAUGUAUCCAUCACUGGCUGCUGCCAAGGCUGCAGUUGUUUCUGUGGGUGAAGAGAUAGCUACUACAGGAUUGCCCUCAAGAAUUUGCCCUCUAGUUUUUGUUUUCACUGGUUCUGGAAAUGUUUCUCUUGGUGCACAAGAAAUAUUCAAGCUUCUUCCUCAUACGUUUGUGGAUUCAAGUAGACUUCCAGCACUAUUUGACACGGCAGGGGAUCUUCCUGAAUCCAGACAUGCAUCUAGACGAGAUUUCCAAGUGUAUGGCUGUGUUGUGACUUGCGAAGACAUGGUUGAACAUAGUGACCCUUUUGAAGUUUUUCAUAAAGUUGAUUACUAUGCACACCCUGAACGCUACAGACCAAUUUUUCACGAGAAGGUUGCUCCGUAUGCAUCUGUUAUAGUUAACUGCAUGUACUGGGAGAGAAGAUAUCCUCGCUUAUUGAGCUCCAAGCAGCUACAGGAUCUACUAUGUAAAGGCUGUCCACUUGUUGGGAUUUGUGAUAUAACUUGUGAUGUUGGAGGAUCUAUAGAAUUUGUGAACAGAACCACAUUAAUCGACUCACCUAUCUUCAGAUAUGACCCAUCCCGUGACUCUUAUCAUGAAGACACUGAGGGUGAUGGUGUAAUAUGUUUAGCUAUCGACAUUCUGCCAACUGAAUUUGCUAAAGAGGCUUCACAACAUUUUGGUGAUGUCCUUUCCCAUUUUAUUGGGAACUUAGCUUCUAUGAAAGAUAUUGGAGAUCUACCCGUUCAUUUAAGGAGAGCUUGUAUAGCACAUGGAGGAGCUCUUACUUCUUUAUAUGAAUAUAUUCCCCGGAUGCGGAAUUCACAGUAAGUAUUCUUAUAUUAUUUAUUAAUGUAUCUUCUCUUCACAUUAUAGAGGGAUAUUUAAUACACUCUUUGAACUCCUGUUGCUCGAGAGAGAAUGCGGAUAUUCUCUUGACCUGUGUCUUCUAAUUAUUUAUUUAAGUUUCUGAAAUGCACUUCAAUAUUGCAUCCCUUAGAUAUCAAUAACUUACCUAAAGAGUGGUUCUCAAGAAUAUGUAUUAUUAAGUGGCACACAACGAUAAAGUACAACAGGGCGAUGGACUAAAACAUAGAGUUCCCUGAUAUAAAACUUGAUAUUGAUUGUAUUGAUUGAAAAAUAAUAAUAAUCUGAUACACCUUAUAUAGGUAAAACUAAUUACACUUUGGACCCUAGACAAUAUUAAUAAUAUAAACUAGACUAGUUGACUUAGUCUAACAUUCCCCCGCAAGUUCAGCGCGGUUAGCAAUCUGCAACUUGGACCGUAGAA